Molecule: messenger RNA, 2551 nt
Organism: Frankliniella occidentalis (western flower thrips)
Lineage: Eukaryota; Metazoa; Arthropoda; Insecta; Thysanoptera; Thripidae
Product: zinc finger CCCH domain-containing protein 7B-like
Exons: 8
Coding region: 374-1654 (426 amino acids)
Cellular component (GO): cytoplasm
Molecular function (GO): protein binding
Source: RefSeq, a predicted model, not a curated record
GGGCGGCCCCGGGGGCGGCGGGCUGCUCGUGCCCGACGCGGGCCCCGGCGGCCAGGACGCGCCCGUCCAGGACGACGUGAAGAUCACGGACCAGGCCAGGUCCAUCCUCAAGAUCAGCAGGGACACGGAGUUCCUGCACAGCUUCCUGCGCGUGGACCAUGGCGACAGUGACUCGGAGGCCGGCGAUGGCCCGCGGGGCCCGGGGCCCGGUCCGGGCCCGCCAGGGCACAAGGGCGGCGACGAGCGCCCGGAGGCGGAGGGUGGCGGCGUCCCCGGAGGCCGCGGCCAGGCCGUCGACCGGGCGAACCACGACGAGCCACCCUCCCGCCGCCACCACAAGGCCACAUUCAAGGAGGUCGUCAAGGACCUGGAGAUGUACGGCGGGCUGGGCGCGCUGGGCGCGCUGGCGGCGGCGGGCCGCAAGGGCGCCAAGGGCCGGCGCGGCAAGGUGAUCCGCGGCGAGGAGGUGUACACGGACAAGGACCGGGCGGCCGCCGUGCAGAUGGGCCACCGCGACAUCAAGCAGAGCCUGCGCAUGAAGCGCCACCAGGAGCGCGUGCACGCGCUGCAGCUGCCCGAGGAGGCGGACGGCAGCACCCUGCUCGCCCUGGGCCAGUACGAGCUGCGCCAGGGCAACACCGACAUCGCCAUCGCCUUCGUCAACAAGGCGCUGCAGCUCUGCCCGGAGGACAAGACGGCCCUGGUGGCGCGCAGCAAGUGCUACCUGCUGCUGGGACAGCCGCGACUCGCGCUUCAGGACGCGGAGAACGCCCUGGGCCCGGACCGCAGCAACGUGCGAGCCAUCUUCCAGAAGGCCGAGGCGCUGUACCACAUGGGCGACUUCGAGCACAGCCUCAUGUACUACCACCGUGGGCUGCGCCUUAGACCCGAGCUGGCCGUGUUCCGGCUGGGCGUGCAGAAGGCGCAGGAAGCCAUCGAGAACACCAUCGGAACGGGCAUCGAGGAAAGUUGCAAAAUAAUGGAGGCAAUGGAGCAAGCCAGAUCUGGCCGGUCAGGAGGCAAGGGCUCGAUGAAGACGCACCCGGUGUCGCCGAGCACCGGACGCCGCAGCUCGGCGCCCAGCCCCAAGCCCCGGGGCCACACUCCGUCCCCGGUGCCGGGGCUGCUGCCCGGGUCCUCGCCCACGCCCUCGCCCGCGCCCUCGCCCAGCCCCGGGCCGCCCUCGCCCACGGCCACGCUACCCGCCGCGCUGCCGCUGGCGCCAAAUUCGGCGCGCAGCCGCUCGAGCAGGAGCUACACCAGCACGACCAGCCCGCCAGCCUCUAGCCGCGACGAGGAGGAGCUGUCCGCGCGCCGCCUGCUGGGCGAGCUGUGCGUGGACAAGCUGUACCUGGAGCAGCUGCUCAAGCACCCGGACAUACGCUGCGCGCGCAAGGAGCGGAGCCGCACGUCGCAGAUCGCCGAGCACGCCGAGGACGGCGUCGAGUUCCUCCGCAAACGGCAGGAGUUCUGGCGGCAGCAGAAGCUGAGCUCCGGGCCCGGUGGGGUGCCCGCCGGCGGUGGAGGCAGCGGUGGUCGACGGCGAGGUACAGAGCGGGGCGUCGCGGUCGGCGGCGCCGGCACCAGCAGCACGACGAGCAGCGCGAGGAGCAGCGCGCGGGGCCACGCGGGUCGCCCGCAGGCAGUAGCCUAGGGCACUGCCAAAACCACGGACAAUUUAAUUAAUUCAUUUAAUAUGCCCACAGGGAAAGAGACUGUCUCUGUUAAGGCCACACAAAGCUCUCCCUGCUUUUGGUACAGCUCAAAGUAUAAACUGGGCUAUCGGGCGUUCGUCAAUAUCAACACUUACGUUAGUGUUGAGUUUAGUAUACAUCAGAAUUUCUUUUAAAAAACAUGCCGUCGUGCGACAUUGUUUACAAGGGCAGGACGGUAGCGCCUGCGGGACACAAACUAGGCAACCAGCCUGCCUGUAGCGCGCGGUGUUGCCUACUCUGCUCUCUGCAGGAGACCGAGCGUGGGUCGGAGCCGUAAGCUGACCUGCCGCGUUUCGGAACUUGUUUUUUCUUCUUUCGGCUUCACUUUCAAAAGUACUCGUUCUUAUGUACUAUAGAAAAAUGAUUGUCUUAUUGUAGGCAGACGACACAUAUCUCGUUUAGACCACGACUCACCACGACUUCUUUGCUUGCCCUCGCAAUUUCCUUAAAACGCUGAGAACGAGACCGAAAUGGAAACAAACCAUAUUACCAGAACCCUGUUGUACCAGGGUGAUUCAGACAAGUCCCAGGUGCGUGCGGGUGUGCUACCUAAGGGGCCGUACCCAAACCACGUGACGCAUUUUGGGGGAAGGGGUGGGGUCUGUAAAAACACCACUCACCACCAUCAGGGGGGACGGGAGUGUUUCGGCCAAGUCACGUGACUAUUAAUUACCUGCUCUAAUAAGCAAGUUUUUGAAAAAAAAAUAACACAAAUUCGUUUAUUGCGUGAUGAAUCACUGAAAUCUGAUGGUGUUUAAUCGAAAAGUCACCACUAAAUUUAGUUUUGAAUACCAGCAAACAUGCACUUUUUGCUAAAAUGCUCUAUAAAGUACCGU